This is a messenger RNA of Amphimedon queenslandica, 755 nucleotides long. Its product is annotated as protein sidekick homolog. Lineage: Eukaryota; Metazoa; Porifera; Demospongiae; Haplosclerida; Niphatidae. Bases 12 to 755 code for a protein of 247 amino acids. Gene Ontology annotation, molecular function: protein binding. The transcript is spliced from 3 exons. The record is from RefSeq and is a predicted model, not a curated record.
CACAAACUUCAAUGAACACAAUGUUCACCAUCACUGAUGUCAUGCCUUUUACUAGUUACACUUGUAAUCUGUCAUUCAUUAAUGUAGUAGGAGAAGGACCCUCUACCCAGUGUACUUUUGAAACAGCUCAACAUACACCUGAUGAUGGACCACAUAACUUUACUUCUUCCCCAACAAUGACAACAGUUACAUUUACAUGGAGCAGACCAUCAAUACCUAAUGGAAUAAUCACUGAGUAUAAACUCAGGGUUGCAAACAUUGAGACAAAUAAUAAUACAGUUCACAGCAUACCUGCAUCUCCUGGUCAAACUGGUAUAAUGUACACUUUUGAUGUGAAAGGAUUCUUCACUGCUUAUAAUAAUUACACUGCCACUGUUACUGCUAGUACUGUCAUUGGGUUUGGGCCUUUAUCUAAUACUAGGGGAAGAACACUACCAGACAUGUCUAGUCCUCCACUGUUAAAUACAAGGAGUUUUACUAUAUCAAAUACAGAAUUCACUACAUUAGAAUCAAUUGAUAAUCACACCAUUAAUGUUACAUGGUUCCCUCCUACUACACCAAAUGGACACAUUAUGAACUAUAUUAUUGAUGUUAAUGAAUAUAGUGGAACAAACUUGAUAAGACGUACAGUGACUGAUGUUAACAUGGAUAAGUUUACUGAAUUAAUUUAUAAGACAUUGUUAAGUAAGUACUAUUGUAUGCAUCAUUAUUUUUUGGACAAAUCAGUAGCCAUGAAACAUAGCUAUUACCGGUAA